This is a messenger RNA of Leptopilina boulardi, 13235 nucleotides long. RefSeq lists its product as uncharacterized. The record is from RefSeq and is a predicted model, not a curated record. Gene Ontology annotation, molecular function: lipid carrier activity. The coding region runs from base 178 to 13056 and encodes 4292 amino acids. Lineage: Eukaryota; Metazoa; Arthropoda; Insecta; Hymenoptera; Figitidae. The transcript is spliced from 27 exons. Gene Ontology annotation, biological process: lipid transport.
GUUCCAUCGCAGAGAGAUCGCAUCACAUUUAGAUGAAGCUCAUUCUCUGGGCUUGAAUGAUCCGAACAGGAAGUACUUAUUUAAGUUUUAAAAAGUGAAAAGCUUCGUUACAUUUUGAACUCUUGAGUUCUUCUUACAAAAAUAAUGAAGAGGCACUGUUUAUAAUUGACAACAAUCAUGCACUUCAAUAAUAUAUUUUUCUGCGGCAUUCUAUGGACUAUUGCUUUUGCAUUUGUUGUUAAUGGAGAUAUCAGCAAAAAUUCAUCAUUAUGCGGUCGUAUGACAUGCAUCGUUCCUGCAGAAAGAAAAUUUAAGUAUGAUGAAAAUUUGUUUUAUCAGUAUCAAUAUAAAAUCGAUAUCAAUACAAAUUUAGGAGAACAAGAUGGUAAUAGACGAGAUGAGUCAACAUUAUUCAUUGAUACAAUAGUGACUUUAUACUUCACAUCUCCUUGCGAAGGAUAUUUGAAAUUAAAUAACGCGAGUAUUAGUCACGAUAGAAGUCAUUAUCAUCCUGAUUUUCCCGAUCGUGCUGGCGGUGAAUUUAAAUCGAGUUUGGAACGUAAUAUCUUGCGAUUUGCCUUUGAUGAUGGAAUUGUACGCGAAGUUUGUCCAAAUCUCAAUGAAGAAAUAUGGGUACUUAACAUUAAACGCGGUAUAUUGUCAAUGUUUCAAAAUUCAAUGUUAAGAUUUGAUGUCGAUCGUCGUGUUGAUGAGCUCGAUGUUAAUGGAAUAUGCGAGACCCAUUAUCAACUUCAGGAAGCGAAAAAAACAAGUCUUCUCAUUAGAAAGUUAAAAAAUCUCGUUGGUUGUACGCAUAGUGCAAAACAUCUUUCCAUUAUACAAUCGCAAACCUAUCGCAGUCCAUUGUCGCAAUCGAAAAUUUCACGUCAACCUUUACUUAAAUCAUUCAGCGAUUGUGAAAUUACAAUUGAUCAUAAUAUUUAUGAAAAAGUUGUUUGCAAUGAUUCACAUCAAUUUCAACCGCUUUCGAAUGGUGACAAUGCGGGUGUUCGUACAGAUGUAAGUGUAAGUUUACAAUUACUCUCUGAAUCGGCAAAUAUUGAUUUAGAUCAAUUAUCAAACGAUGAUGAUAAUGACGAAAACAAUGAUAGUAAGGAGAAGGCAAUUGAUACACAAUCACAUCAUAUUCAUACAAAGAGAACUAAUUUACUCUAUGAUCAUGGUAAAACGCCGAAAACAAUUAGUGGAGAAUUACGUACAUCGCGUGAUCUUUUAAAAAGUAUGUGUAGGCAUGAAACUUUAGAGGAAGUUCAACAAAGUUUCUCGGAAUUAUUCACAAAAUUUGUACAUUCGGCAAGAAUGUUGGAUUUUUCAUCUUUAUCACAAAUGUUUAGCAGAGCAAACAGUAUUUGUAAAACCAGCAGAGAUCAAAUCAUCAAAGCUUUACCAUUCAUUGGAAGUAAUGCAGCGGUGAAUUUAAUGAAAGAUUUGAUAAUUAAAAAAUAUAUCUCUCAAGACACAUUAAAUACCUGGAUUACUGUAUUCGCCUUGAUACCACAACCAAAUCAGGAAACAAUUGAAACACUCGCUCCUUUACUUGAUUAUCGUGAAGAAAUGCCAAAUGCACAAUUUAUUCUCAGUUAUUCAGCAGUAAUUCACGCAUAUUGUUCAAUGGAGAAUAAUUGUCUCAAUUUGAAUGCAAUUUCAAGUUUUCUUUCAUAUUUGGAAAAUAAAAUUGAAAAGGGAUGCUUUCCACGACAACAAUCAUUAUCUACACUUAAAGAGACUUUGGAAGCUUUAAAAGCUAUAGGAAACAUGGGCGUUGAAACUGAAACAUUAGUGAAAAAAUUACGAGUAUGCAUUGAAGAUUCCAGUGGAUUUUUACCAAUGGAAUUACGUUUGGCUGCUAUUGAUUCACAUCGAAGACUUCAAUCUUGCGAGGCAACAAGAGAUGAUUUUUUUCUCGAAAAUUAUCGUAAUUUAACAAUAGACUCAGAAAUACGAAUUGCUUCCUACUUGCAAGUGAUGCGUUGUCCUGAUUAUCGAGUGAUUAAAACAAUUAGACAAAUUUUAGAAGAUGAAGAAGUAAAUCAAGUUGGAUCAUUCGUUUGGAGUCAUUUACAAAAUUUACUCUCAUCUUCAUCACCAACAAGAAUUGAAAUUCAAAGUCUUUUGACGGAUAAAGAUCUUGGCGUUAAAUUCAACAGUGAUUUAAGAAAAUAUUCACGCAAUUAUGAUAAUUCAUUUUUUUCCGAAGAAUAUAAUUUCGGUGGUAAUUAUCAAGGUAAUUUAAUAUUUUCACCCAAGUCCUAUGUACCACGACAAGCGACAUUUAAUUUUACUCUCGAUUUAUUUGGCGAAUCGGUUAAUGCAUUUCAAAUGGAUAUUAGAAUGGAGGGUAUGGAAUUUUAUAUUGAAAAUCUAUUUGGACCAAGUGGACCAUUCAGUGGUGAAAUAAUGGGAAAUCAUGUGAAACAAUUUUUAAGACAAUUUAGAUCUGCUCCUGAUGAGGAGAAGAAAGAAGACUAUUGGAGACAAGUGAAAAGAUUACCUAAUGUUAUUGAUAAUAAUUUUGAUAAUCCAAAAAUUAGUUUAGGCUAUCGUGUAUUUGGCAAUGAAUUGAAAUUUACAAUGUUGGAGGGCGAUGAAGAUAUACGUAAAACAUUGGCUUCUUUUAAUCCGUUAACUAAAAUAAAACAAAUUUUAUCGGGCAAGGAAAUUCAUUAUGAAAAUACGGCUAUGCUUCUUGAUUCGUCGUAUGUGAUACCAACAACUUCGGGUGUUCCGGUUCGAUUGGAUCUCACAGGAUCGGCGGCUUGUAAUUUUAAAUUAUCAGGAUUACUAAAUAGUAAUCGUUUGAGUAUGGGCGAACUUGAAAUGAUUGGCAGUAUUGCUCCAAGUGUGAGUCUCGAUAUAACUGGAACAAUGACGGCAGAUUCAUUUUACAAAAGUGCAGGAAUUAAAUUAAGAACAAAUGUUUAUUCAACAAGUGCCGUUGAAUCGCAUGUGAAUAUUAAAGGUCCAAGACUUGUUCAUCUUGGUUUAAGUUUACCGAAUCGAAAAAUGGAAAUUUUCACCUUUCAUUCAAAUGUACAGAUUGUCAAAACAAAUGGUGCGGAAGUACAUGAGAAAGAAAUUGGUCGUAUAAUUUCUCAAGAUGAAAAAAAUAAAUUGAAUCAAGAGUCGAAAUCUAUUGAAAAUAUCGUUAGUAAUACUACCUGUAGUUGGCCGUCACUCGAUAGACUCAUUGGAUUAAAACUUUGUACUGAUUAUCAAUUUCCAAAUAUUUCGAGAAAUCCAAAAGCUGCUUAUUUUCUUCUCAAUGGUCCAACAUUGUUAAAAGUAUCUGUAAUUAAAGCAGAUCCAACUGCUAAAAGUUAUAUUCUUGAAUAUCGAAUGGAGCGAAAUGCAAAUGAAAGUUUUGUAAAAUUGGCAUUUGACACACCUGGAUCACAAAUGAAACGAGAACUAAGUGCAACGAUUACAUUUAAUGUUCACAGUAAUAAUGUGACAUUAGCUUUACAAUCAGCCAGCAAUUCUUUUCUAGCUAAAGGUACAUAUAAAAGGACAGACAAUGAAACAUUCAUAAAUGUAGGAUUAGAUAUUAAUGGUACAAAACAUUUGGAUGCUAGUGUAGGAUAUUCUGUGAAGAAAGUGAAUUAUGGCUUCACUUACACGCCAAAAUUAUAUUUAGCCAUAAAUAGUGAAAGAAUAGCUGAACUGUCAGGUAUGAUACGAAAUCAACAGAAAAAUAAUGUCUCACAAUGUGAUAUUUCCCUUUUGUUUCAAACAAAAAAAGUUUGGAGUCAAAUAUCGGGCUAUAUUAUGAAACGAAAUAUCAGUAUAUCGGGAAAUGUGAAAAUUGAUUAUCAAUUGCAAAAAAUGCCUAAAAAAGAAACACUUCAAGUUGAAGUAUCAUUAAUAAAUCGUUCAUCAAAAACAUUGACAUAUAAAGCGGCUAAUGUGAAAUUAUAUUCCACUGCUUAUCCACAAUUAAAUACAAUAAUAUCAUCAUGGUAUCAACAAGCAAUGGGUCAUGUUGAACUUCACGUUGAAGUUAAUUCAAGUCCUCAUUUACAAGACGAUCGACAUAAAUUAAUUGCACAAGUUGUUGUCACAUAUUCAAAAGCCUAUUUUCAAAGUCAAGGAGCAAAAAUCAGUGCUUUCGUUGCACUCACAAAGCCAAUACAAAAUCUCGAUAUUAAAGUGGGUGUAAAUUAUUUUGCCAUUGGCGAUGAAUCAAAAACAACAUUUUUAAUACGAUACGGUCCAGGUAAAGAAAUAAUUUUCACUUUAAACACAAUAAUGCCUCGUGGAAAUAUGUUUGCAAUUGAAGGACAUGCAAAUUUAACAAUACCAAAUUUCAAUUCUAUGCUGAUUAAUGCAAAAAUUAACGAAAGAUCACGUAACGAGUAUGAUCUUGAAUUAUCAGGAACAUGGUUCAGUGGACACAAUAUCACGAUACGUGGAACCUAUUUAGAUAAAUCGACAUUAUCGAUAAAAAAUUAUAAUUUAAAACUUGUUUUAAAAUCACCAAGUUUUUCACGUGAAAUAUUGGUUAAUGGCAAAUUUUACUAUGAUGUGACAAAUCUUCGUUUAGCAUUCUAUGUCGAACAAUCGGAUUUGGAAAAAUAUGCAUUAUUAUUAAAUUACACGGCAUUAUCAUUGGGUCGUCUCGAUACAUAUCUUGAGGGACGUUAUAAAAGUAAUAUUUAUUCGAUUUUAACAAAAAUUGAUAGCGAUCGAGAAAUUCGCAUUGAAAUGCAUUUAGAUCGUUGGAGGGAUGUUCAUUUAAUUGGUACUGCUAUUAAUAAACCAAAUAAUAAGGAACUUGGUUUUGAAGUGAAAUGGGAUGCUAAUCGUGAUCCAGCUCUUAAAUUUGCGACAAGUGUACAAUUAAAUAGAUAUAAUGCAAUUGAUGACGAAAAUGGAAAAAAUGUUAGUGCUUUAGUUACUGUCACAUAUCCUGGACGUUUGGUCACUGCUUAUUGUCUUCUUGCAAUGAAACAUUCGAAUAAUUAUAUUAUUGAUUCACGUAUUAGUUGGAGUAAUGAUAAAAAUAUUGAAUUGACAAUUGAUGCCGAUUAUGUUUGGCUAAAAUCUUUAAAAUUUGAAUCAAAAUUGCUUUCACCUUUUGAAAAUUGGAAGAAAACUUCUUUAAACGCAAAUUAUUUACAAAAUAAUUCGAAACUAUUAUUGAGCGGAAGUGCAUAUUGGCAAGAUUCACAACAUGUUUUAGUAGAUUUACAAGCUGAUUCAACUAAUCGACCGGAAUUUAUUGAAUGGAAUGCAAAUUGUGGAUUGUCGAGUACAGUUCAUUCAAUUAAAUGGGUUUCGGCAAAUUUCACACAUAAACAAUUAUUCGGUCAUGGAACAGACACUUGGAUACGAAUUAAAUAUCAUCCUGAUAAAGUUAUUGAUAUUAAAAGUAUUUGGCAAUUACAAAAAGGAGAGGCUGGUACAUUUAAUUUAACUGGAAAUUUACUUCUUGUUUCGCCGGUGGUUAAUUACAGAAAAGGAGAAAUGAAAUGCCUUUUGAGUUUAAUGCCAAAUUUGAGAUUUUUGGGAGGUGCAAAUAUUGAUUUAGAUAAACGAAAAUACACCGCUCAUAUGACGGGAGAUUUGGCUCAAUUUCGAGAAUCGAUGAUACAAUUUAAUAUUACGACUCCUCACGAGCGAUACGCAUUUGUACGAGGAAGAUUUGGAUUAUCAGAGAAAAAUAGACACAUUGUGGCUGAAAUAAUACGACCAGCUGGACCACUUGGAUUUGAGGGAAUUUGUCAAAUUCUAACGAGUGCCUAUGAUUUUAAUAUAAAAUUAUUAUUAGCGACACCAAUUGAAUCUCUUGAAAAAGCAUUGUUUAUUGCUAAACUCAAUAAACAAGAAGCCGAUUUUCGUGUCUCUUAUAAUAAUAUAACAGCGGGUUUUCAAGGUGUUUGGUAUUAUGAAGAUAUCACGCAUUUUGAUUACACUUAUAUUCUCUAUACACCGGUCCAUGGAUUACAUGAAAUUGGAAUUAUCACCAAAUUAGUUGUGACUCGUAUCGAACCUGAUGGAUAUUUGGAUGUUGACACGGAAUUUUCUUUACGACUUGUCGAAUUAAAAGCUGGUUUUCGUGCCAAGGGUGGACCAAAACCGCCAUUAUUACACAUUCCAUUGAAUACAAGAAUUAGAACUAAUUCACAAAUCGAAACAUCUGGACAAGACGCGGAUAAUGAAGAGGAAAACGAGGAGGAAUUUGAAGAAGAUACUGAAAACUUCUUCUAUUGGAAAGGAGAAAUUGAGUUGAAUAUGGUAAUAAUUGAGCCAAUCACAGGUUCACUAGAUGUUGAUAAGGAAGGCAAUAAAUAUAAGAUUUACAGUGUCUUAAAAAUACCACAAGGUCGAAUAACAGUGGAUGACACUUUCUUUGUGGAACAUGUUUUUAAUAUGAAAAAUGAUUUGAGUAUUGAAACACCAUUUAAAUAUGCUUCAGAAAUUAAUUCAGCUUAUGUUUUCUAUGUUGAAGAUAGUAAUAUUUUAAUGCAAAUUGAUUUAAAUGUUGCCAAUCAGAGUUCAUUGAUUGAGACUGGAUUCUGGAUGAAUUAUACAGUUCAAAAGGGUGCUAUCGACACGUGGAAAAUGCAUUUAUUGCAUCUAACUCUCAAAACUCCUUUACAAUCUAUAAAACAUGUUGAUUCAGUUAUUACUCUGGAAGUUGAUGAAAAUGACACUAAAGCCAAUAUGAUUAUACGAAAUUCCGAAGCUUUUAUGAAUAUUUCUGGUCUUAUGGAGGUAGAAGAAGGUUUUCUCGAUUUAAUUACCAUCGUUUAUGUAAAUACUUCUGUACUUUUUGUUCCUCAAACGAAAAUUUCUCUAAAACGAGAUUUAACCGAUAAGGAAAAAUUAAUAGAAUUAGGCUUCAUUGUCGAUAAUGGAACAGAAAAAAUUACAAAUUUAAAAGCAUCGUGGUGUGUGGAGAAUCAAGAUUUUUUGAAAUCCUCCAUCAUUCUCGACACAUGGAUCGAAGUGAUAAAACAUAUUGAAAUUGAUGUUUUAUACAACAAUACAAUGAAAAUUGAUAAUAAUUUAAAAUUAAAUAUGUCUCUUAAAAUUCCAUCCAAUGAAGAAUAUAAAUUAAUCAGUGAAAUGAAAAAUGAGAAAAUGAUUGCCGAUUUACAUAUUCCUUUUGGAAAACAACAUUUACAAUUUCAAGGCGAUUUGAUUCCUGUUAAUGAUAAUUCAUAUAAACUAGAGGGUGAAUUAAAAAAUCACGAAACAACAUAUAAAGUUACAAGCUCUGUGACACUUGAAAAAGAUCAGUUAUCAAUAAUUGAGACAAUAAUAACAUCCGUGAAUGGUACAAAAUAUUUCAUAAAUUUGAAAAAAGAAAAAUAUGGUAUAAAUCUCAAUAUCAAGAGUGACACAUUAAAUGGAAGUAUCAGUAUGAAUUGUAUCAAUGCAUUAAAUUGGGAUUUACGUUCAAAAAUUGAAACAUUAAACACAAUGAAUAAUUAUGAUAAUUAUCAAUUAAAUACAUUUAUGAAUGUACAAAUAAAUGGUAAUACGACAUUAUACGUUUAUAUGAAUACACCGUGGAAAGAAUUAAAUACUUUGACAAUUGAUGGAAAUUUAUUAUUAUCUAGUAAUAAUGGUGGACAUAUACGUUUAAAUCAACAACGAAAUAGUGAGACAAAUUUUAUUUUAUUAAAUUGGAAAAUGGAUUAUUUGACAGAUAUGUUUAUAAAAAUUAUUGCUAAUCAACAUCAAGAUGAUAUUAAUACAAAGGACGUUGUUGUUCAUUUAUUUUUGAAAAGUUUGAAACAAACUAUUCAAAGUAUUAAUACUGGUUUUGAUAUUAAUAUUGAUCGAGAACUAUGGCGAUUGGCAUCAAAUGCAUCGAUUACCAUUUUUAAUCAGGAAAAUUUUGACUUUGUAUUAAGUACCUCUUUACCGCCGCCAGAAAAAGAUGAUCAUCAAUUUUUAAUUAGUUAUCAUGCGAAUAAAGGAAUUCGUGAUGCGUCGUAUAUUGUUAGUUACAAGACUUUACGAACUAAUGUUAAUUACGCUUCAGAUGGCUCGUUGAAAAUGAUUUCGCGGGAUAUUGAUGGACAUUUACGAUUGACUUGGGGUACAUCAUCUGCACAGACAAUUAAUAAUUUCAUGAAUGCAACGUUUGAUGAAAAAGGAAUGAAUUUGAAAUAUUCUCUCUAUACUCCUAAAUAUUUACAAGAAGAAACGUUUGUUCUUCUUUUUUCCUAUGAUAUUGCACAGGAAACGUAUACUUUGAUAAAUGCCGAUUUAUAUUUACCAGCAAAUCAAAAAAUUGGUUCCACUAAUAUUUCAUACGCAAGUCUUGUCAAUGUUAAUGGCACAAUAAAUGCAACAACUUCUAUACCGAAUUUCGCUUAUGUUGGUUGUGAUUUCAUCGUUUUGACUACACUAAAACAAAGUAAACGGCUUGUGAAGGCAUUUUGGCCAAAUAAUACAGCAUUAUUAGAUUCCGAUUACGUUUAUCAUAGCGAAAGAUUGGAUUCAACUUUAGAUGGUCAUUUACAUUUGCAAGUUCCAUUAAAUACACGACACGAAGGUCAUCUCACUUAUGGUUACAAGAAACGUCCUCAAGUGACUAAUGGACAUUCGAAAUUAUUUUACAAUAAUCAGGAAAUAUUGAAUGGACAAUAUACAUCGAAAAGUGAAUCAAGAGCCGGUUUUGAGAAGGAUGAAAUUAAAAUUACAGUUGAAAAUAUAUUAAAGCCUAUUGGUAUUUUUUAUAUCAAUCAAUAUGAAUAUAGCGGUGGUUAUGAGGGUACAAAUUAUCCAACAACUGAAUUGAAAAAAGUACACAUUUAUCGACUCGACAAUAGUUCAAGUUUCAAUGUUAGCGGUGAAUCGCGAAUACAUACGACACACGAUGGACAGGAAGUUUAUUUAAAAGCAGUUCAUUUUAAUCGUACUGUACAAUUGCGAACCGAUUAUAAAAUAUUACCAGGUGAAUUUGAUCAAAACACUUGGUUAAGUUUAGCCGAUGAUGCAUGGGCAUCGUAUCAUAUCAAUAUUCUCAAUAAAUCUGUUGAAAAUAUUGAAAAUCAAUUUAUUGUAUUUGGAUUAGUUUAUCCAAAUAGAAAUUUCACAAUUAAUGGUACAUAUUUGAUAACGAGUGAUGAAUUACAAUCGGAAGCGCAUCUUAUUUGGAAACAUGAUCAAACAAUGAAGCCGCGUAUUUUAGGCUCAUCGUUCCAAUGGAAAAAUAUCUCGUCAAAUUGGAAUUCAUUGCAACAGCGAGCUAUGUUUAGUUUAAAACAUCCAAGUUUUGAAAAGGAUAUGACAAUGAUUGGUCAAAUUAUUAAUCGUGACGAUAGAGAUUUAUUUAAUGCGGCAUUCAUCGUUGAUUAUUCGCGACAAAAGAGUAAACUUCUUAAUGUAUCGGCAACAAUAAGGGAUGAAAGUGAUUUACCAUUUGAUCGUAAAUAUACCUAUACAAUUUUAGGUAAUCAUGAUGAAAUAAAUUUACAUCUUGAUUUACGUGGAUAUUUACAUCAUCAUUCGCCUAAUAUUCUUGAAACGAAAAAUAAUGUUAUUUAUCAACGUGGUAAUUCAGAAAAAGAAACUGGUGAAUUAUUUGGACGUAUUAAUAUAGAUAAUAAUGAAAUUGAAAUAAAUCGUGAAAAUACUGAUUCACAAUAUUCAAAUAAUAUGAAUGUGAAAUAUCUUUGGGCUCGCUAUCAUGGUGAUUAUCCUGUUUUUACUGUUAAUGGAACUGUUAUUAAUACACCGGAAAUUAAUUGUACCGGUAGUUUAUUUAUGAAUUUUAGUGAAAAACUCACGUGGAUGAUGGUGAAUUACACCCCUGAUGCUGUAGAAAGUUUAAGGAUGUACGGUGAUAUACCUGAUGCGAGAAAUGCUAAAUUUGAUAUUUGGAGAACAUACGAUGACGAUCUUACUGUUUCGGACGUUACUUUUUAUUUAAGAUUAAAUCAUUCCCGCCUUGUUACAUCAACUUUACGUUGGAGACCUGAAUUAAGAGCAGACAUUUCUCGAUUUAUUAAAACAACUUUAAGUGAUAUAUAUGAGCGUAUGAAUAGCGAUGUUGAUUUUUGGAGGCAUACAGUAAGAUCCGAGACUAUUAACGUUAUGUCUCAAGUUUGGGACAAUGCUAAAGAAGACAUGGAUGAAUUCCUUGAUGACUGGAGUGAGUUAAGAAUUAUAGAACAAGAUUUUGAAGCGCUUAAAGUGUAUCUAAAUAAUUCAUACAAUGCAAAUGAUUUUUAUGUAAAGGACAUUGUUGCUUUUGGAUUUUACGUGAUAGAUGAACUUUCAUUGAGAAGUCACAUUCAAUCGCUACCAAAUCUUCUAAAUGAAAUAUGGGAAAUAAUGGGCGAAUCCGGUGAAGCAAUUCGUAAUUCAUUACUUUGGAUUAUUGAAAAUAUAAAAAAUGCUUAUCAAAAAUUAUCAGAAAUUUUGAGCGCAAUUUUAAAGGGUGAUUCAGUAUCACAAAUAGCUCAUAUUGUGGAGAAUCUUAUUGAAAAAUAUGAUUCAUUCAUAAAAGAUCUUCACGUAUCAUUUAUUAAAUAUAUUGAAAAUCUUUGGAAUAAAAUAUCGCAUUCAAUUUCACAACAAUGGUAUAAAUUUCUCCGUUUACUUGAACCAAUGUUUAUACGUUUAAUACAUUAUUUAGAGACACUUGUUUGGAAAGCAAGCAAGGAAGUAUUGGAUUUUCUCUACGAUCGUCGUAAUGAAAUUAUAACAUCACCUUAUUAUGAUCGUUUUACAAAUUUUACACAAGAUAUUGAUAAAUUUUAUCGUGACAUUAAAGCAAAUGAUAUUAUAACAAAUAUUCAAAAAUAUUCAACUCUAGUCAUACAAUUUAUUAAGGAACGUUAUUUUACAUUUGUACCAUUUGGAAAGGAAUUGAAGGAUGUACUUGAUGAAAUUCUCAUGGAAUUGAAGGAAUUGAAAAAAUUACCAUCUGUUAAAUAUACACUCGAUAGAAUAGAACAAGUUUAUGUUAAAAUCAGUGAGAUUUAUGAAUAUUUUCAAGUUAGAAAUAAAAUUGAAGCAACGAUUCGAUUAAUACAUUCGAAAUUAAUGGAUAUUAGUCAAACGGCUUUACAAGCUGAAAGUCGAUAUCGUGAAGCAAAAACUAAAUUUAUAUUUGAUCCUAAUCGUGGUUUGAUGUGUUUCGAGCAAAAACUUCCAAUGUCUUGGCAUGCAUUUAAUCAAACACCAGAAUUUCAAGAGAUACCCGAAUAUAGAUCAAUCACGGAUAUGGGAUCGUAUUUUGCCACAUCAAAUGCUACUUUUUGGACUUUAUAUUAUCAAUAUAAACCAUACACGGAACCUUCUAAUUGGUUCCCGCCAUUCAAAGCUCAGGGAAUGAUUGUUGGUGCACAGAAUUUUGUUACUUUUGACGGUCAUUUUAUUCAGUUUGCUGGUUCCUGUACUUAUUUACUUGCUCGUGAUUUUGUUCGUGAACAAUUUGCUGUUUUAAUUAAAUAUGAUGUUAGCUCGAAUCCGGAAAAUAUUACUCAUCAAAUAUUGGUAUUGUUUGGAAAAAAAUCAAUAGUUGUGGACUUAUUUAAAGACACUGUUAGCAUAGCAGGUACCAAUGAAACACUUCAAUUACCCGUGGAACUUGAUAAUGGUACCGCUUUUGUUUAUCAAGAAGAAAGUAUUGUGAUUAUUGAACGCCAAGAUAAACAAUUUAAGUUGGAAUGUAAUUUAAAAUAUGAUUUUUGUAAACUCGAAUUAUCUGGUUGGUAUUAUGGAAAAACGGCUGGUAUUCUUGGUACAAUGAAUAAUGAACGAAUGGACGAUCAAAUGGCAUCGGAUAAUACAAUUGUGAAUGAUAUUGGAAAAUUUGCUCAAACUUGGUCGGUGGAUGGAGAACAAUGUAAUAGCGACAAGAAUUAUGCAAUUAUUCGUAAUCAAGGACCAAUGGAAUUUUGUCAAGAUCUUUUUGUUAAUAGAAGUUCAGAUUUUGGUUCAUGUUUCAAUGUUGUGGAUCCAAGGCAUUAUUAUGAAAUUUGUUUAAAUAGUGCAAAUGAACAAGAGGCUUGUACAAUUGCAAUGGGAUACAUGCACGCUUGUAUGUUUUACGAUUCAUAUUUGAGAAUACCAGAUAAAUGUACAACAUGUUUUAUGAAUGACAAUAGUCAUGUACCUGAAGGAGAAUUUACAAAACUCGAGGGUACUUCAGUUCUUAAGUCCACCGAUGUUGUAUUUAUCGUUGAAGCCAAAGACUGUAAUGAUGAUAUUAGAAAAAAUCGUAGUUUAGAUUAUCUAAUAACACAAAUAAAUAAAGAGCUCAAUGAUCAACAUUUUAUGGAUAAUCGUUGGUCACUUGUUAUUUUUGGUGGUGAUGGAGUAUUCGAUCAACCAAGAAGUUUGAUUCUUGAUAGUCAAAUAUUUACCAAGAAUCCAUUGCGUUUUGUUGAUUAUUUCAAUAAUAUUCCAAUUGGCAAUGGCAAUCAAGAUAUAUUUGCUGCACUUGGUUUUGCAUCGCAACUUGUUUUUAGACCAGGUGUUUCAAAAACGUUUAUUUUGAUGCCUUGCACACAUUGUGAACCAGAAAAUCAGACGUUGGACUAUUCAGUUUUACAUCAAGUAUUACUAGAGCGUGACAUAACAUUGCAUAUAUUAAUGGAUGGGGAGUUUCAAUUUAAUAAAACUCGAUUAAAUAAAAUGUUUUAUGGCUUGGACGCCACAAAGUCAUAUACGAAAAAGGAUUCGCGAACUUUAAUGGGUGACGUCGAUUUAAGGAGACAAGUGAAAUUACCAAAAAGUGCAUUGGGUUAUUGUACACCAUUGUCCUUAGAGUCAAAUGGUACAAUAUUUAGCGGUAAUAAAUUACGAAUUGGCAAAAUUCCAUCGUUAAAAAAAUUCGUUACCGUUUUUGCGAAAAGAAUUGUCAUCUCAGCGGAACCAAAUCCUUGUCAACAUUGCGAAUGUAUCGCGGAUAAUGAUGGUAUCACAAAAAUGGAGUGUACUGCAUGUGAUUAUCCAACGCCUGUUAAUGUUGAUUACGUAAAUGAGACCUUUGACGAGGAAUUUUUAUCAGUCCUUCAGCCAUCAGACUUGGAUUAUGAUCAAACCGAUUCUGAUGAUGAUUUAUAAGGUAUAGCAAAUCUACGUAAAUUUUUUUUUAUUAUUUAUUUAAGAAAAUUUUUCACUUCUUUUAUACUUAUUAACUGUAAUUUCGUAUAAGUAUUCUUAACGUGACUGUUUAUAACUGUAGGUACUAGUCUAUUGCUCAAUUGAAUAUUAAUAAUAAAAAGAAGAAAAACAAUUUCAAA